Lingula anatina is the source of this 3861-nucleotide messenger RNA. Its product is annotated as F-box/SPRY domain-containing protein 1. The record is from RefSeq and is a predicted model, not a curated record. Lineage: Eukaryota; Metazoa; Brachiopoda; Lingulata; Lingulida; Lingulidae. Gene Ontology annotation, cellular component: synapse; SCF ubiquitin ligase complex. Gene Ontology annotation, biological process: proteasome-mediated ubiquitin-dependent protein catabolic process; synapse assembly involved in innervation. Gene Ontology annotation, molecular function: protein binding.
AUGGCUGCCCCCAAUUGGACGGGAUUACCGGCCCUAGCCCUUGAAAAUAUCUUCUCAUAUUUAGACAUCGAGGACCUACGGAAUUGUUCUCUGGUGUGCAAGACCUGGUACAAGACUCUCAACGACGAAAACAAUGACGUUUGGCGUUUACACUGCGUUCGAAAGCUGGCGGAAGAGGCUUUAAAGUCUGACCUUCUUAGCAACGUCCCAACUUACAAAGCAAAACUGAGGGCAUUUUAUCACGCGUGGAACCCAAAUGAUUGCUCGAGAAACGUUUAUAUUAAACCCAACGGCUUUACGCUACAUCGGAACCCCGUGGCGCAAAGCUCAGACGGUGCUCGGGGAAAAAUCGGAUUUAGGCACGGUAGACAUUGUUGGGAAAUAUGGUGGGAAGGUCCACUUGGGACGGUUGCGGUUAUCGGAAUAGCCACCAAAAAAGCCAGCGUCCAGUGUCACGGUUAUGUCCCCCUAUUGGGAGGGGAUGACCAGAGCUGGGGCUGGAAUCUAGUGGACAAUGAUUUAUUGCACAAUGGCGACAGUCAGGGCAACUUCCCUCACGUGAAUAAUGCACCUAAAUAUCAGGUAGGAGAAAGGAUACGAGUUAUACUAGAUUGUGAAGACAACACCAUAGCAUUUGAAAAGAAUUAUGAAUUUUUAGGUGUAGCUUUUAGAGGACUACCGAGUCAGGAAUUGUAUCCGGCGGUAUCAGCAGUGUACGGGAACACAGAGGUGUCGAUGGUUUACUUAGGACAACCACUAGACGGAUAACACAUGCUGAACACAAAGAAAAACUUUGAUUAGGAAUUGUAGUGCCAUUUCUUACUGAAAUGGUAGAUGUUGAAGUGCAUGGCAUGUUACUCAAAGAUAGGUGGCACAUGUUCGCAAGACAGGCCACACUGCAUGUGUGUCUCUAAAGUAGGUGGACGUUGUCACAAGACAGGCCACAUUGCUAGGAAAAUGAACUGUGACUGUUGUGGAUGUUGUACAGAUGUGUGUUUAGGUUUUUUGUCCAGUAGGUGGCAGUCACACUCAAACCGAGCCGUUUUGGAAGUCUUAUGCUAAGGAAGGAUGCAAGUACGAGUACUGUAGAUGGCAGUCAUAUUCAAGACAAGCUGUUUGGGUAGGAUUAUGUGUUUGUGAUUGGCAUAUAUAUAUAUAUACAUGAGAUAUAUAAGAUUUAGCUGGGUUUUAGCUCAGACAGUGAAAGUCACACUUGGUGUUAGGUGUGUUGGCAGAAUCUAGUGUUUGAAAUGGUUCUGUACAGAAAUGAAUGGGCGAUGUCCAAAGUCACCACUCAUCAGACAUUGAGAGACAUUUACCUUUAGGAGAGGUAUUCAGUUCCACAAAAAUAAAAAUACCAGGGAUGGGAGAAUUUCUUCCUUUUUAUGAAGAAAAGAAAACCAAACAAGAUACUCUCUUUUGGGAAACACAUUCAAAAGUAGAAUCACAGUGGAGGAAGUACAGUGCAAUUCUAAUUCAAAGCUGUUCUGUAGUCAGCAAUUUCAAAAGGGGGGGAAGUGGAAUGGUGUUUGUUUUUCUGAAAAUGUGGACCUCAGAGCAGUUGAUUUGAACACCCCUAAUUUCCUAUGGGCUUGAGAAUAUUUGAAAGUUGCAUGGUUUGAAAUAAAAGGCAGUGAUGAGAACUUUGUGUAGAGAAAACGAGGCAGACCAUCAUUUGAAUAAUAAGUACUGACAAUAUGUACACUGCAGGGUUUAAAGGCAUCUAAAAUUUCAGUGUUUGUUUUUAAUCAACAUUUUAUAGAACUUAAUGUUUGGUGUGUAUCAAGAAUAUUCAUGUAUAAAAAUCAAGUUCUGGAACUUGUGUUGUAAAAAUUCAAGGAGAUUUGGUCAUCGAUUUACAGGGGGUCCAACCCAGGCCCAAUCAAAGAAAACCAAAAAUCUUGCAAGCCAUCCGUCUGCCUUUGGAAAUAUAAGCUGUCUUAUGAAGCUAUUGGUCGUCCAAAUGGCAGCUGGGAAGGCCUUGCUUGUCAUCGAUUUUUACCACUGAAGUUUCACUGUUUGAUUUAUGUACUGGUAGAUUCUUGAUUGUAAUUCCACUGUAUACGUCAAAGCAUUCACUCAUUAAUGGAGUAUAUCAAUAUCAUAGUUAACAUAAAUUUCAAAGUAGAAGUUGUCUUUAAACACAGUUUCUUCAUAACGUGUUCUCUUUGAUUUUGCAUCAUGUUUGGCUACCCUGCAUAUGAAUCUGUUCACAAGUUUCAUAUUUGCAUUAGCUAUGUUUUCAUCAUGUUAAAUAUUAAAUAUUUAAAAAAAAUGUCAAUUUGAGGUCCUUUCACUCUAGUUGAUAAUACUUGAUAAUUAAUCUGAUUUGGGGAGAAAUUUGGUAUUGUGUAAUUGUCAUAUUUUAUAGACUACAAAACAGGCAUGCUUUGUUGUCACAGUUGUAUUGGCAAUACUGUAAAAUUAAUGUGUUUAUCAAGACUCUAGGGUAGCGCUUACACUUGCUGAUUUAGCCAAAUUCUAAAACUGAAUUAAGUUGGCUAAACAAAAACUAGUUGAUGUGACUUGUUUUAGUCAAAUUAAAACCAUAUGGAGAAAAUCAUGUGAAAAAAUAUAUGAAAAAGUAGAGAUUUGGCUAAGAGAAAAAAAAGGGCCAGCACUACCCCAGCAGGUGGUCAGUUCAACUGUAUGGAAGAAGAAAGCACACACUGUAUCUGCCAAGUGGUCACUUCAACUGUGUUCAAGGCCAUGUCAUUAUUGUUGGACCUUUUUAUAGCAAAAUGUCAAAAAAAAAAAAGUUCUCUAAAUGUCAAAAGGUUUCCCCUUGCCACCAAUGAACGGCGCACCCAAAUCCAUGGAGAAAAUCAAGGUCAAAUGACUUGGGUUUUAAGUUUCUUAUUUUUGAACCACUCCUGUUAUUGAUACUGGAGACUGGGUGAUUUCACUUGAAAUUAAAUAGUUACUAAGAAAUUGAAGAGGGAUUUAUAAAUCCUUAUUUUCUCAACAGAUUUGGAUUAUAUGAUAUUAUGCCUUUAAGCUGAUGAAAAUUGAUGAAAACUCAUUUUUUUCUGCUAUUUGAAGGUCUUAUGCAUGUUGUUAACAUUUUACAUAUAAAAGUUAGAACAUCAGUCCACAUCCAGUGACACUAUUGAUAUAAAUUAUAUAUAUUAUCUGCGAUUGGAACUUUAUUAGAAAGUUUUAUUGUUAGGCCAUACAAGAUAGUUGAGUUGGUUAAUUAAUAAGGCAGACCAAAAAUAAAUAAAAAAAUCAGUUUUUUUUUUUUUUUUUUUGCAUCAAGCAUUGGCUUGGUAAGCUGGGGAAUAUACUAGAGACUCAGAAAAGAAUUUAAAUGCUGUUGUUUUCAUGUUAAUAAAAGCACUCACAGUGCUAGAUCUAUGCUUAUAAAACAACUUAAAAAAAAAAAAAACAAAUAAUAAUAAUAAUAAAUGUCACCUACCAUCCCUGUUUACAAAAAGACCCUGCUCAUUAACCAACUUAUCAAUAUUGUAUAGCCUUCCAAUUACUUUAAUUUUUUUCAUCAUCAUUAUUGUAUACAUUUAUUUUAGCACAAUCUUAUUUUGGUCGAAUAUGUUAAUUAAGUUGUAUUUGCCAAUAUGAUGGGUGGAUUUUAUCAGGUGAGAGUACUUCAAACCCACGCCCAAUAUUCUCCAGUGUAUAUUAGUUAUAUAUAAAUGAUUUUUUUCUGGCUGUUAACUGAUCCACGAAAACCUCUCUCAUGAAAUCGACUGCACACUGUCAUAUGUCUUCACGCUGCUGUAUUUUUCACAAUUAUUGAGUAUUUUAGUCUGUAUAUUUGAAUGUGACUACUUAUUCAUUCAUUCAUUCUUUGGAUUGAUGCCUCAGUCCGUGUACUGUGGAGGAUCAAUAAAUGAGCUCUUU